Molecule: messenger RNA, 1062 nt
Organism: Cladocopium goreaui
Lineage: Eukaryota; Dinophyceae; Suessiales; Symbiodiniaceae
Source: the annotation of a GenBank genome assembly
AUGUGCACUCCUGCCAGGCCUUCCAGCUCUGGGCGGCACCGUGCCAGUGGUGCCCAGGUGGCCUCGCAGUUGUUGAGCCAAAAGAGGCCCAGACCAACCCAAGCCGCUGUGUCUGAGAAAGCCCGGGAACGUCCAUCAGGGCCAGUGCCGGAAAUCCACGUCCAUGUCACUGCGGGCAGCAACGCUGCGCUGCAAGCUUUUGGCUUGGCUCCCCUCUGUCAAGUGAGCCCUGCCAAGCCGGGUUGGACAGCGCUGCCGGGGCACAUGCUGAACGGCAAUGGAUCCAAUGGCUUUGGGGCGAGCAUGGCCAAUGGCCGUUGGGCGCCUCCAGCUGCACUGAUGCCACCCAGGUUGAAGACAGCUUCGGUGCUGACCGGCCGCUGUAGCUUCAUUGUGGCAGCCGAUACCGUUUGCAUCGACCAGCUUCUGGUGUUGACUGGCCGUUGCCAGCAUGCGGAACUUUACAUCAACAUUGGUUGGAACACUUCUGGCAAUCAACUUUUCCCCGCCUACGAUGCUCGACUGGCACUUGCAUGCUCUGAGGAGCAAUACAAUGAUCUCAUGAAUGCCCUGAGAGAAUACAUGGCGAAGAACUCCUUUAAUCUCUGUUGUUGUCUUUGUGCCAUGAUUAUGGCCCCCUACACCCUCUGCAUUAGCUGCUGCAUCGCGCAUGCUUGCACGUCGAAUUACACGAACAAUUUGGCUCAGAUCGCCAAAGAGAAGACCAAAGGCUUUUCGUACCCAGCGCGCGUUGAGCUGAUGCAGGUGGGAGGACGUGCGGCCAUGGUGCCUGACCAGAUGGCUUAUGAUCAAUAUGGUCAGCCCCUGAUCGUCACUGGUAAGCAUGGCAGUCAUCCCCAAUGGCCUCCUUUGGGCUACAACGUGAUCCUCAUUUUGCCCAUGAAGGCAGAGGAAUUCGCUCAGCAAUGGAUCCCAUCCACGCAGCCAAUGAUGAUCGGCAUGCCACAGCAAGUGAUGCAGCCGCAAAGUAUACCCGUGGCACAAGCUGUGGUCGUCCAAAGUCCCCAGACACCGCAGCAGGAAGCCAUGAAUCUGGCAUGA